Molecule: messenger RNA, 1411 nt
Organism: Stylophora pistillata
Lineage: Eukaryota; Metazoa; Cnidaria; Anthozoa; Scleractinia; Pocilloporidae
Product: galanin receptor type 1-like
Biological process (GO): G protein-coupled receptor signaling pathway
Cellular component (GO): plasma membrane
Molecular function (GO): G protein-coupled receptor activity
Source: RefSeq, a predicted model, not a curated record
GCGCGUCAUGAGUGAAAGAACUGGCUGUCAUUGAUGAAAUGUCUCAUUUAUGUGUAUGAUCAUGAUUUGAAACUACAUAAAACUGUUUAUCUCAAACCUUUCCACAUGGGUCAGAGCCUCCUCUUGGAAUGGAUCACGCAAAUCUUCUUUCCAACAACACCACUGUAGAAGUGCAUCAAAGAAAUGGAGGUCAACAAGGGAGACAAGAGAAGACGGUACCUAUAGCAGUUUCACUGCUGAUUUUGAUUGCUCUUCUAGGAUCAGCCGCAAAUUUUCUCGUUUUAAGAACAAUUUUUAAACGGAGGACGAAAAAGCUCCACGAGUAUCUAAUACUGAACCUGGCGGCCACCGAUGCAGGAACGUGCCUUAUAAGCAUUCCUUUUGAUAUUGGAGAGCAGUUGACCGGCGAGUUUCCUUACGGAGCCUUUCUUUGCCGCAUUAUUUACCCAUUUCAAUCCGUACUUGUUUAUGUCUCCGUCACGACUUUGGUAUUCAUGUGCGUUGAACGUUACAGACUGAUAGUUACUCCAAUGAAGCCAAGAAUACGAGUUAAAACUGGUUUGAUUGUCAUUGCUUUAAUAUGGCUUUUAUCCGGUCUGAUGGUCCUGCCUCUAUCACUUGUCCUGAAGUUGAAAGGAUCCAUAUGCAGUGAAGAAUGGCCAAACGCCUACUUUGUCAAGAUGUUUACCGUCAUCAUCUUCAUCGUCCUUUACUUUAUACCUUUGAGUAUCAUGGCUUUUCUCUACGCUUUCACGAUUUAUGCACUACAAAAAGAUACGAGGUCCUUAAAGAUAAAACGACAAAGAGGAACGAGAACAUUCUCUCAGGAAUCCAUUGAUGAAAGAUUGGAGAGAAACUACACAAUUGUAAAGGCAUUCGUGAUAGCUGUUCUUGUAUUUGCAAUCUGCAUGUUACCAACGCAUAUUACUUGGCUGUGGCACGAUUUUGGUAACGGCUCCGAGAAUCCCCACGAUUUGUUCAACAAAGUGGCAACAUUUAGUAACAUACUCACUUACACAAAUUCUCUGGUCAACCCCUUUAUUUUUGGCUCAAUCGUGAUUAAUAUUGAGAGAUUUGUUAACCUUUUCAAAAAUUUAAUUUGCUGCCGUUAUUUUAGAAGAGCGCACGAUUUUUAUGAAGUUCACGUUCUCCAACUUCGGUCUCCUUCGAUGUCAUCGCAACUCGCAAAUAGAUCAUUCUUCCUUUCUUUGUCUAAAUCAUCAGUUAUCUCCAGUUGUGGAACCAACGAAGUAGUCAGAGCUACAAGAAUAACUGCAAAGAACUAGACCUCAAUUGUUAUGAUAUUCUCUUAGUCAAAAUUUUCGCCAUGCAACUGAACUGAAAAAGAAAUGAAAACCUGCCGUAAUAAUUUCACAUUCAAAACAAGAAACUUAGGUCUUUAUUGAACAGG